Molecule: messenger RNA, 1158 nt
Organism: Solanum dulcamara
Lineage: Eukaryota; Viridiplantae; Streptophyta; Magnoliopsida; Solanales; Solanaceae
Exons: 1
Coding region: 1-1158 (385 amino acids)
Source: RefSeq, a predicted model, not a curated record
AUGGCAGGUGAACCAACGACUGAGUCAGGUCAGAAUCUAAAUCAAAACCACUUCAAUGUUCAACGAGGCUCUGCAAGUAGCAACGGGCAAGGUAUUGACUAUAAUCAUUCCCUAUUUCUUAGUGCUACGGAUGUGAGUGGAAUUAGUAUUAUAUCGUUCCAACUGAGUGGUGUGGAAAAUUAUACUCUAUGGAAUCGGUCAAUCAAACUAGCUUUGUUAGGAAGAAACAAGCUAGGUUUAGUGGAUGAAAUAUGCAGGAAAGAAAUGUAUACUGAAGAACUAUGGGGUCAAUGGGAACGAGUGAAUGUUGUUGUCCUGUCAUGGCUAAUGAAUGCAGUUUCGAAAAGCCUACUUAGUGGAAUAACAUUUGCUUCGAAUGCUCUGGAUGUGUGGACCGAUCUGGAAGAGGGGUUUGAUAGAGUAGAUGGAUCACGAACCUACAGUUUGCACAAAGAAAUUGCUACUCUACAGCAGGGGACUGCUUCUGUGGAUGUAUACUACACAAAGAUAAAGGCCUUGUGGGAUGAGUUUGAAGUUUUGGUGCCAUCACCUUGCUGUAAAUGUGAGAAAUCCAAAGGAUUUGUAGCUCAUAUAAAUAGAAAAAAGCUCUAUCAGUUCUUAAUGGGACUAAAUGAUUCAUAUCACCAAGCUAGGAGUCAUAUUCUUAUGAUAGAUCCACUACCAACUAUCAAUCAGGCGUAUGUUAUGAUAGCAGGAGAUGAGAGUCAAAAAUCUGUGGUUACAGGCAUAAGUAACUUGGGUCUAAAUUCUUCCAUCCUGGAGUCAGCUGCUAUGUACUUUAAAAGUGACUCAAGUGCUAGUCAGAGAUUCAAGAAAAAUACUCACCUAAUUUGUGAUUUCUAUAAAUUUAGAGGUCAUACCAAGGAAUUUUGUUAUAAAGUGGUUGGUUAUCCACCAGACUUUAAGUCUAAGAGAAAGAUACAAAGUGCAAACAUAGCCUACUCUGGUGCUUCUAUCCUGUCUAAUCAAUCUCAGCAACCAGUGCAGACUCAUUUUUCUUAUGGUUUGAACACCAAUGUAAAUGAUCAAUCAGUAUGGGGAAGAAACAUCACUUCACAACACAACACAAAGUCAGUUCAAAGUGAAGUUUCUACAUCCAAUAAUACUAUCAGUCAAGCUGAAAAGGAUGUCAAAUAA